CUCUUUCUCUUUCUCUUUCUCUGCAACCUUGGAUUGAUGUGAUUCUCCAACCUUUAGAAAAGAGAGAAAGCUAGCUCAAGAAAACCAUGGUUUUUUCAUCUAUUCCAGUCUAUCUAGAUCCACCCAGUUGGCCUCAGCAACCGAAUCAGCAAGCUGGAAUCACCACCGAUUAUAAUCCGCAGCUUCCACCGCCACCUCCAGCAGCAGGUGGUGGUGGUGGUAUGGCGUCGAUUAGACCCGGUUCUAUGGCAGAGAGAGCACGGCUAGCCAAGAUACCACAACCUGAGGCGGCUCUCAAGUGUCCACGAUGUGAAUCAACCAACACCAAAUUUUGUUAUUUCAAUAACUACAGCCUCACACAGCCACGUCACUUUUGCAAGACCUGCCGCCGGUACUGGACUAGAGGAGGCGCUUUAAGGAACGUUCCGGUUGGUGGUGGUUGUAGAAGAAACAAGAAAAGCAAGGGAAAAAACAGAUCAAAGUCUCCAGCGGUAUCAGACGGCGGUCAAACCAGGUCUAACAUUUCGUCAAGUACAGCACUUGCCUCCACUAGUUGCACUGAUAUACUAGGCCAUUUGCCCCCUAUGGUACCACAACAAUUACCGCUUUUACCACCUUUACAUAAUCUUGGGGGCUUCAAUUCCGGCGAUUUAGGAUUGAAUUUUGGAGGAAUUCAGACACCGCUGGCAGCAGUAAGUGGUGGUACUAGUGGCGGUGUAUCAGUGUUAUCAACUGGGCUAGUGGAGCAGUGGAGACUUCAACAACAAGUGCAGCAAUUUCCUUUCUUGGCUAAUGGUUUGGAGCCUUCAUCAGGGUUAUACUCCUUUGAGGGUACUGAGGGGGUUGAGGCACCAAGUUAUGGCGGUGGUCAGCUCCAGCCAAAGCAACUGGACGGCGGUGUUAGUGUUACUCAAUUGGCUAGUACUGUGAAAAUAGAAGAAAACCAUCAAGGGAUGAAUUUGUCAAGGAAAUUUUUGGGGUUAUCAUCAGGAAAUGAUCAAUUCAGCUGGAGUGGCAAUGCAUGGACUGAUCACCUCUCUGGUUUCACUUCUUCCACCACCCAUCUCUUGUGAUUAACAAAAUCUCUCGGCAUUCUUCUUCGAAUUACCACAGGCUUUCACCAAAGAAAAAUCAACUCAAGAUAGAUCAGAACGGUCCAAUCUAACUUGCGGAUGAGAAGGUGAUGAUUAUGGUAUAUCUUUGAUCAAUAAUUAAAAAAAAGAAAAGAAAAAAAAAAAAACUUAGAAUGGUAGACUUUAAUUAAACUCUUUUGUUGUAUUUUGUGGUUUAAUUUAGGUCUAUGUUCAUGGCAUGAGGGGCUAAAAUGUUAUUAAUUAAUCAAAUAUUGCACUGUAUGAAGUGUUUUGAUCCCUAGAAAUGAAGGUGUGAACUUCUU
This is a messenger RNA of Rubroshorea leprosula, 1396 nucleotides long. Lineage: Eukaryota; Viridiplantae; Streptophyta; Magnoliopsida; Malvales; Dipterocarpaceae. The record is from the annotation of a GenBank genome assembly.